AUGCCAAACAUCAACGCUCCCUACCGCUGCAUUGGCAAGGGAUUUUGCGGCAGCGUCUGGGCUGCUGAAGAUGGCACGAAUCAUGCCAUCAAACGCGAAGAUGGAGGACCCGGACGAUCCGUCACCAACGACUACAACAUGCAUCUGCAAAUCAUUCGAAGCGCAAACCAACAUCGUCCUUCAAUGCCUCUAGCUAUACCACAGUGUCAGUCGUUGAUAUACUCAAACAAUAUGUGGUGGGUUGAAAAUCUCCACCGCUUCCCUACCGGCUUCACAGAGUGUAGAGCGCUCAUAUCGGAACGAAUCCCUAAGAUACCUCGAUCUAUCAGCGACAAGAUUGUGGACCUAUUCUGCGCGGGCAACACGUCACUCUCGGCCUUUGUGAAAGGGAAUGAAGACGACGACUGCUGUCUUAUCCGUCCCUACCUAGGGCGACGACGGGAACGCGAAGCAAACACGUCGCGCUUCCAGCGGUUCAGUCUCAGGAACGUUCCUUUACAUAUCAACCAGAUGGAAGACCUCGGCCUCGAUUACGUCGCCUACGCGCAGACUAUGGCGGAUGCGCUUGCUAUCAUGCACUGGGGCGCCAAAGUCGACGCUAAUGACGUCGAGUUCGUACUUGCACCUCCGCGAGCCUCAUCAACACGAACAUCAUUCCCAUCACACUAUCUUGGCAAACACGUCAUGUGGAUUUUAGACUUUGACUGUGUGAGACACAUGUCUAUGGACGAAGCUGGGCUGAAGCAGGCGUGCGCGGCGUUUAUGAGAAACGAUCCUUUCUACCCACGACCGGACGGCACGGAAACUGCUGAUGAAGCGUUAUGGUGGUUCUUUAGGCAGAGAUUUCUGGACACUAGCCUACCACGGAGACUGAUGGAGAUGAUUGAGGAGGAAGGCUGUAGGCGGCGGAAGAAGAAAGAGGAGCUACGCGAGCGGGAUGAAGAUACGGAACAGGACUAG
Molecule: messenger RNA, 960 nt
Organism: Alternaria viburni
Lineage: Eukaryota; Fungi; Ascomycota; Dothideomycetes; Pleosporales; Pleosporaceae
Exons: 2
Coding region: 1-960 (319 amino acids)
Source: RefSeq, a predicted model, not a curated record